Messenger RNA from Glarea lozoyensis ATCC 20868, 1584 nucleotides. RefSeq names its product Phosphoglycerate mutase-like protein. Lineage: Eukaryota; Fungi; Ascomycota; Leotiomycetes; Helotiales; Helotiaceae. The transcript has 2 exons. Bases 1 to 1584 code for a protein of 527 amino acids. The record is from RefSeq and is a predicted model, not a curated record. Gene Ontology annotation, molecular function: acid phosphatase activity.
AUGCCGGGCUUCGGUACUAUAGGUUCAAGUGGCCGUGGUGGGAAGUACGAUCGAUUAAAUACUGCGAGUCCUCCGCCGCCAGAGGAUCUGCCUCCGCCGGAGAGUUUACCUUCGUUUGAUGUUCAUCAGGCGACGCAAAGGAUUCUGAAUCAGCAUUUGAAGACUUUUCAUAGUAGUAAGAGGAGGCAGUUGAUUAUCAUGAGUUCGUCUUUUAUUGGGGCGUUGUUGUUUUUGUAUUGGGUUAUUGGGGUUAAAGGAAAUGCUGUCUGGCAAGGCUGUGAUUCUUAUCAGGUUGGCUAUCAAUGUCAACCUGAGAUAUCACAUUAUUGGGGUCAAUACUCUCCAUACUUUUCUGUUCCGUCAGCCAUUUCAUCGGAUAUCCCAGAUCAGUGUGUAGUCACCUUCGCUCAAAUCUUGUCUCGUCAUGGAGCGAGAGAUCCUACGAGUUCCAAGACUAUGUUGUACAAUGCUACCGUUGAACACGUUCAUUCAAAUGUGAAGUCUUAUGGGCCUGGUUAUGAGUUUAUCAAGAAUUAUAAAUAUACUCUUGGAGCUGAUCAGCUCACUGGAUUCGGUCAACAACAAAUGAUCAACUCUGGAAAGCAUUUCUACAAUCGCUACCAUCGUCUUGCUCUUCACACUGCACCCUUCAUCAGAGCAUCUGGUCAAGAUCGAGUCCUCGAAUCUGCUCAAAACUGGACACAAGGCUUUCAUGACCUCCGCAUGAGAAAUAAUCCAGCCAAGGUCUACUAUCCAUAUGACAUUCUAGUCAUUCCCGAGGAUGAAGGAUUUAACAACAGUCUUAGCCACGGUCUCUGUAAGAACUUUGAAAACGGACCCAGCUACGGCCGUGACGCACAACUCAUCUGGGCCAAAAUCUUCACUCCUCCCAUAACCGCCCGUCUCAACAAGAAUCUCCCCGGCGCAAACCUAACCCUCACCCAAACAAUCAGCCUCAUGGACCUCUGCCCUUUCAACACCAUCGCCUCAGACAAAGGCAACACCAUCUCCCCCUUCUGCGACCUCUUCACCGAAAUGGAAUGGAAUCAAUACGACUACUACCAAUCCCUACAAAAAUACUACGAUUACACCUGGGGUAAUCCCCUCGGCGCAACCCAAGGAGUCGGUUUCGCCAACGAACUCCUCGCUCGUCUCACCAAUACCCCAGUGAACGACCAUACAUCCACAAACUCGACCCUCGACUCCUCGCGCAAGACUUUCCCUCUUGGCGGCAAUACAUCCCUCUACGCAGAUUUCAGCCACGACAACGACAUGACCUCCAUCUUCGGCGCUCUCGGGCUGUAUAAUGAGACCCGACCGCUCUUGAAUACGACCAUUGAGAAUGUCCAGGACACGAAUGGGUUCUCGGCCUCUUGGACGGUGCCGUUUGCCGCCCGCGCGUACUUUGAGAAGAUGACUUGUGUGGGUGCGAAGGAGGAGUAUGUUAGGGUGCUGGUUAAUGAUCGCGUGUUACCGCUGGAGAGUUGUGGGGGGGAUGCGCUGGGACGGUGUACGUUGAGGAGGUUUGUGGAUAGUUUGGGGUUUGUGAGGGGGGGUGGGGGGUGGGAGGGUUGUUUUAGUUAG